Molecule: messenger RNA, 2936 nt
Organism: Drosophila gunungcola (fruit fly)
Lineage: Eukaryota; Metazoa; Arthropoda; Insecta; Diptera; Drosophilidae
Exons: 9
Coding region: 271-2895 (874 amino acids)
Source: RefSeq, a predicted model, not a curated record
UGUGCCCGGUUUGAAAGUGGACUGUCCGAGUCGCAAGUCAAUUAUCAACUGAGGGCAGAUCUCGCUUUUGUUGCCAGCUUAUCGCAGUCGUAAACUGAAUUAAAUGCAAGGAGAGACGGUGGGGAGCUCAGUGGGCGUCUUAUUAAUAAUAUUAAAAGAAUUGAGAGGUUGAGUGCAGCAUGCAAAUAAAAAUAAAGCAUACUUUCAGAUGCACACAUUGUAAGGAUAGUUUUCUGUUUUAUAAAAACUUGAUCAAAUAAAACAUACAUAAUGGAAGUGCUUGAAGAGGGAAAUUUAAUGGACAGAGUGCCGAUUUUACUGCAGCGCGAUCUCGAGUUUUACCAGACUCAUCAACGGGUACUCCAGGAACCAAUUUGUUCAGGAGUUGUGGGUGGAAAACUGGAUUUUCCACGUUACGCUUCCUUUGCUGCUAUUAAAUUAAUAAGAUGGUGGGAAGAUGAGUACUUUGCCUCUUACCGAAGGCCGUCUGGACUUUUGCAUACCGAAAAGGAAAUGAAUGAAGGAGAUUUUUCCAGUGUCACCGUGAAGACCUCUGAUCCGGAUAAGUUUGUGCAGCUGGUCACCAAAUCGGCUGACUUACUUCUGGAGCACGUUCAUCGCCUUUCGCAGGAGUCCUUGGAUCAUGCCGACUUAUCCGUGCUCACUGCCACAAUUGGAGCUGCUUCGCUGGUGAAGAAUUCCCUCAGUGUUUAUAUGCAGGCAGCCACCACCACUAUUUGUCCCCCGAAAGGCGAUGAAAAGGGUGGUGCUCUCAAGCUCAGUUUCAAGCAAUAUUCCCAAAUGUCAGAGGCCUUGGCUGAACGACUACUGGAUCUCCACUGCCGAUUACUACUACUCUAUAUAAUGCAAGAUGCCGAUUGUCUGCAUUGGGAGGAUACUCAACCGUUUUUCGAAUCGGAAAGGGGUUCCUAUACCGUUCAGAUGUGGUGGCAUUAUAUGAGGGGCUCCAAAACCGAUCUGUGGAAUUCGGUGCCACCGAAAAUGGCUCAAAAGAUAUUCGCCGGAAUGCUAAACGAAACGCUGAGUGUACUGACUGUGCGAUAUACCCAGAUAGUGACCAGUGUGGCUAGAUCCACACUCCAUCUGGUGGACAUCUGCAAUAUGCUCCUCUGCAUCGCUGAACUACUGCCCCAUAUUUGUGAAAGUGGUGAGGCCUAUGUGGGAUUGCAGCUAAGUAAUCAGAGCGUUAUCCUCAGAGAUAUUCAUGCAAAGUGCAGGGAGCUCUUCUAUUGCCUCCUCCUAAGGGGUUCUCCGCUUGGAGUGCUUUCCAAGGUUUUUCGUAAGGGCUUGGACAACAUGGAAAUGUUUAGCUCUCGUCACGGUUUACCCAGUGCUUGGAUUAUUUUUGCUCUUCCCAGAUAUUUUCCCAAGGAGCAGUCCUGUCAAUGGGUCACCGAAUUCUCAGAUCUUUCUACCAACACAGCUAUUUCCUUGGACUUAAGGGUUUUACUCGCCUUUCCCGAGGCAGAUUGGUCGUAUCUGCUGAAGAUUCUGCUGAUGAGAGAUGCAUAUCUUACUGGCAUUAUAAUGCGACAUCUGAUGCAGCAUUUACCUUCCGCGGAAAACUUUAAAAACGUGGCUAAGAUUUCAUUUACCAGCGCCGAAGGGGCUCCUCAAAAGUGCGAGGCUUUUUUGUGUCGUGGCGAGUGCUUUAAUGUCACCGAUUCUAUAGCUGGGGAUAUAGACCCCGUGGGGCAGUCCAACUACCAAAUUGUCCUCUCACUUACUUACUUAGUGGUAGCCGUAGGCAAGGCGGUGGACAUUAAGUCCUGUCUGAUAAAAACCCUAGAGGAGCAUGCGAUUGCAGGGUGGAGCGAUUGCCUGGACAAAAGACAAGUGUGGAACCAGAAGCGAACUCCCUGGUUGGAGGCCAUCAUGCACUUCGUAUACCCUGUUCUCGAUUGUGUGGUGGAUAUGUUAGUUAAUGCCGUGGAAAAUGGAGCCAGCAUGUAUCAGGCGAUGUCUUUGGCUCUAACGUGUGUCUCUGAGAUCUGGGACUGUCUUCCCGAGGGGCUGUACAAAAUUGCUUCUUUGCUACAGGAUAUCAUACCAGUUUCGACAAAACCUUUGGGGGAUUCAGUGCUAUUGCAGGUGGUUUUUGCAGCUCUCUAUACGGAAUUAAUAAAAACCGCAGAGAUGUAUGAGCAGGCAAAAAACGAAGAAAAGGCCGCCAUAUGCUAUUCCAUAUCGGAGGCGAUUUGCUCAAUUGACGAAGAUGACAAGCACACGGAUCAGAUCGAAUUGUUUCUCAAACAGGCCAAGGAGAGUAUUAAUUUGGACACUGAUUUCGGGGGAACAGUGGGUGGCAAUAAUCGAGGGGCUGGCGGAAUGAGUGCUGUGAGUACCAUCAAAAUGGAUGAUUUGGCCUUGACAAAUGCGGAAUCAGAUCGUCUGAGCCACAGUCCACCGAAUAACUAUGCCAUGGAGUUGGAUGUCGGCAUUGCAGAUUAUAUAGCCGAGGUUCUGGUCAGUGAUGUUUUGACCACAAACAUUGGAAAACAGGCCCUGAAAGUGGUUUAUAACUAUUUGAAAUUCAACAAGGACUGGUUACUCGAACAAUUGGGAACGGGCGAUAAUGAUCCGAGUCCUUUUCAGGGUGUUCAGGGUCAGAAUAUCAAGGAGGCCAAGACCUCCGUGCUGAGGUCCAUGUUUUUCAUUGGCAACACCCCCUUUGACCAGCUGCUCACGGGCUCUCUGAAAAUCGACUAUGUCAGUUGGCUGCAGAUGCCGUUGUCCUUGAAUCCGGAAAGGACCUGGCUGCAUUUAACCAGACGCUGUGACUUCCAAGAGGAUGCCAAGCUGUCGCUGCCCGAGGUCGCCAUGGUGGCCGGGAUUACCAAGAUAAUGAAGCGGCGCAAGGAGUUUCCCAAGUGAGCUACGCGGGAAGCGUCAUUAGCAUCGCGUGCACUCGAAGA